Messenger RNA from Carcharodon carcharias (great white shark), 8880 nucleotides. It is a transcript of the gene atmin, whose product is annotated as ATM interactor. Lineage: Eukaryota; Metazoa; Chordata; Chondrichthyes; Lamniformes; Lamnidae. Gene Ontology annotation, molecular function: DNA-binding transcription factor activity, RNA polymerase II-specific; transcription cis-regulatory region binding. The record is from RefSeq and is a predicted model, not a curated record. The transcript has 4 exons. Bases 1105 to 3303 code for a protein of 732 amino acids. Gene Ontology annotation, cellular component: nucleus. Gene Ontology annotation, biological process: regulation of transcription by RNA polymerase II.
UCCCCAUCCACGAAUUGCUUGAAGGAAGGAGCUGCUGAUGCCCACUGUUUGAAACUGAAGAAUGACCUUUUGCAUGAACUUUUGAAAUGUUCUUCCCAGCAGUGGAACUGGACCUCUCAAAAUGAGGAGAAGUUGAAUAACUGUUAAAAAUGGAAGGGGGUUUCCUUCUGACUGUAUUUAAGCAGACUAUGUGGCUGUUUGAUACAUGCAGUCUUGUUUUCUUCUGCUGAGCCCCCUUCCCCUGCAGUGCUGAAGGUGCAGAACCUUUGCUGGGUUGAGGCUUUGUGGGUGCUGAGCACCAUCUGGUAUUUCACCCAAGUAAGUCAUUGUUUAUCUGGGAGCUGAAGCAGUGAAUAUUAGCAGAUUCUUAAAACUUUAUACCAUUCUGAACUGACUCCAAUAAUACUUCUGGUAGACAUCCAUUGCUAGUGGUGGGGUUGGAGACCUGGCUGAUUUUCUCAACCCUAAUACAGGGAAAUUGAUACAAGUUGUAGCUUCCACAUUGAAGUUGGAACCUUAUCCUUGUAUCUCUGUUACUUUCUGAUUAAAUUGGAGUUCCUGUGGUGUAGGCUGAAGAGGUUUGCCACGCUAUUGACACAUGAAUGCUAUGUAAUAAAGUUUUAUAUAACUUCAAAGUACUGACAAGCUGAAUGGCAAAGGAAAUACUUAUCAUUACUUUCAGAAAAAUUCUUAAGUGCUUCACCACAUACAACAAAUUGUCUGACAUUUUGCAUAUAAACCAGUUGAUAAAUCAUUUAUUUCAUGUUAUUUUGUACACUGAUAUGAUGGGAUUAUGAUGAGAUAUGAAGAUGGCGGACAUUGACACAGCUGGGAGACAGUCACUGACAGCCUUGACCUCUGGAGGUUGACUGGAUAGGCAUUGGAAGAGGCAAGCAGAAACGAAAAGCGAAGUUGGCCGAGAAGAGGGCCCAGAGAAAAUAGAGGCCAAUGAAUCCUUUGCAGCCCGCUGUCUUCCUCUACAGCCAACACGGCAGAGAUUGCUAUGCCAGCGUUGGGCUCUUGAACCACGCCAGGCGAUGGUUAACACAGAGUGGAGCACCACGGCACAAACCAUUGUCUCAUGAGACAGAAGGCUGCAAAUGAAUGAAUGAUGGAGUUGCUGUUGCCAUUUUAACUGAUUCAAAGGGAGACUGUACUGACUGGGACUGCAGCAUUAAUCCAACUGUUAGGAAAGAUCUGAAGACGUCUGUUCAGAAACUGUUUUGUUGCCCCAUUGAAGGUUGUCCAAGAGGACCGAACAGACCGUUUUCCCAGUUUGCCCUCGUUAAGCAGCACUUUAUGAAAAUUCAUGCUGAAAAGAAACAUAAGUGUGACAAAUGUAGUAACUCGUAUGGCACAGAAUGGGACUUGAAACGACAUGCUGAGGAUUGUGGGAGGAUCUUUCAGUGCACUUGUGGGUGUCCUUAUGCCAGCAGGCCAGCACUGCUGUCUCACAUUUACAGAACUGGACAUGAAAUCCCUGCUGAGCAUCGGGACCCACCACGCAAGAAGAGGAAAAGUGAGUGGUUAAAUCAAAAUCACUUGAACCAGGUAGCAAAAGAGAAGCAUGAAGUCCAGGUGGCCCAAGAUCCAACAGUGACAAACAAGAGAAACUGCAUCAAAAGCUCCUGCGGAGAUGACGGUAUUAAUCAGACUCCAGCUCCUGCAAAACAAAUUCAGAAAUUGUUGUUACCAAAGCCCAAAGUUGCACUUGUUAAACUUCCUGUUAUGCAUCUCACACAUUUACCAGUUCUUUUAUCUUCAGGCACCUCCAUGGAUAAUUCUGUGAAGUCCAUUGUUGUUGCUGUUGACAAUCAAGGAUCCAUUCUGAGCACAAUGCAUAUUUUGCCGACAUCAUUGGGAACUCUGGCACCAACCAUGGAGACAAAAGGGUUGAACUUUAAAGGUGAUCUGCCCAUCUCCAAGGUGACUAGCAUCAUGAUGGUCGAACCAGUCAGUACUGCAGUUCAAGUCAACAUGGAUUCAGGUUUUGCCAAUAAUCAAGAAUUGCCAUCACUUGGAGACCCGAGCCAAAAGAACAAAUUUAACUCCAUGAAUGUUCAGACAGACAUAUCAUACCUUGCACAGAACACAGUACCAGAAUCUCUAGCUGUGUGCUGCUCUACAGAGAACACUGUGUCAGCUUGCACGCAGACUGAUCUGAGUUUCAGUGCUCAAGUGUUGCUACCCGUAAGUGUUGAGACACAAACGUUUGAACCAGACACUAAAAUCACCACAUCAAUAAGUGCUCAGACGGAUCCCUUUGGCCAGUCUUGUUUUCCAUUGUGUGGUGUUUCCAGGAAAACACAAACAAGUUUGUUAAAUUCUAAUCAUGAUAAAAGCUCUACAGUUCAAGCACUAAUUAAUGCAAAUAAUCAUGAAGAAAUUUUUGACCAUUCUCUAGUUCCCCCUUACAGUGUUUGUAGACAGACUCAAACUACUUUUGCCCUGGAUGCAAUGGACAUGGACCAACAACAUGAUCUUUUACAGAAUUCUAAGUCAGCUGUUGAUUUUCACAUUCAAUCCACUUUACUUCAACAGAACCCUACGACUGACAAUCAAACUCAGACAAUUAACCUAUUUAAUGACUUGGAAAAUAUCCUGUCUGAAAGCAUAGCUGGUCAUUCAUUAGAAAACCGUGGUCUUUUAUCCGAUGCCAUCAAUGCCUCUGGUGAGAGUAUGACGAGCAGUCAGACACAAAGUGCGGGUAUUGACUUUGAUAUUGAAGAGUUUUUAUCUGCAAGCAACAUACAAACGCAGACAGAAGAAAAUGAAUUUGGUGCUUUACAGACAGAGUCUGCCUUGGAAUCUCUGGAUAUUGAGACUCAGACAGACUUCUUGUUUUCAGACCAUCCUGUUCAAGCAUACAAUGGCAGGGGACAGUCCAGUUAUUUAGGGCUAGAAAUGUUUGACACACAGACUCAAACAGACUUCAAUUUCUUAAUGGACAGCAGUCCACAUCUACCUCUAGAUAGUAUUUUGAAACAGUCCAGUUUUCCUCUAAGUGCAGAGUCUUCUGGCACCAAAACCCAGACUGAUGAUGUGUGUUGUAGAAAUAAUUUCAGUAAUGCCCCUGAAAACCAUGUCCGAUUAAACUGCGCUGAAACACAGACAACCAGCAGCUCCUUUGAAAACCUUGGCAGUUUAUUCUUCACUAGUAAUGAAACACAGACUGUAAUGGAUGACUUUCUCUUGGCAGAUAUGGCAUGGAAUACAAUGGAAUCUCAUUUCAGCUCAGUUGAGACACAAACAUGCGAUGAAAUCUUUUCCUUAUUUCGAAAUACCAGUAAAAGCAGUGACUGAAGUGCACAGACUAAAAAGGAGCAUGAAUUUCAGCAUUGGUAUAUUGUGGAAGGUGGCAAAAUUUAAUGUCAAGUUGCAAUGCUGCUCAUCUCGUUUGGCCAUAGUGUACAAGGCGGGGGUAUAAAUUUUGUUGGGACAAAAAUGGCAAAGGAAUCAUAGAUUUAAACUGAUCUACUGAGGCCAUAGAAUUUACAGCACACAAACAAGCCAUUUGGCUCAGCCGGUCUAUGCUGCUAUUUGUGCUCCAGAGGAGCUUCCUCCCAACCCUCCAUCUCACCUUAUCCUAAAGGGUCUUCCCAUUUGGCUGGCUCCCCCUUUGGGUCUCUGCAUUCUUUUGUCUUGGAUGAAAAAGCAACUAAGCUUGAUAUGUUUAGGCUUCUACUAAUGCUGUUCAAUUUCCCUCUGUUCGCCUCCCCUUUUCUCGUUUGACUUUUCUGCUUUCUGUGUGGCACCUUCCUCCAACGCACUUCUGGCAUUGCUUAUUCUAUAGAAGUUUUACAGUGCCACAUUUUAAAAGUCAGGCAGUAUGUACCUUGAUUGCCCACUAUUUCAUGUUGGUGUAUCAUGAUCUUUUCUCUUUCUUCUCAGCAGCUUCUAAAGAUGGAGGGAUGCAGAUUCUUUAUGGGUUAAAGUUAGACACCAGAGUUCAUCUGGUACUUUGUCCAAGGGGCAGUUAUUUACAUGUGUCCCUCGCUAGCUUGGGUAGACAGGCUCUUCAGUAAAAAGCAUCAUCAUGCUACGGCUGUUAACUCUGGACAUAUUCCUGGAGGUUUCAUCACAACCUUCUACUUCCAAACAACCCGUCCAGUCUAAUGGCACUUUUUUUCACCAACACCAGUAUUGCUGGAAUCAAUAAAUGAAGUUGUUCAAAGAUUUUUUUAAAAAUCUUUGUUUUUAAUGUCCCUGAGAGUAUGUGCGACUCCAGGAUAAAUUUGGUUGGCAACCCUAUCACAGUCUAAUCCAAAACUGGUCUUCGUUAGUGUUCACACGUGCACUUCAAAUAUGGCUUGCUGGAUAUAUGUUGAGCACAGGAGUUGCUGCUGAUGAUUGCUCCCUACCUAACCUAAUGGCAUUGAGGUUAAUUUUAGCACUCCAAUCAUUGGCCCAAAGCUGAGAGCAGAAACUGCAGAUUGAAACUGGGCCCGUACUAGUGUGUGUGUGAGAUUCAGCUACGCGGCUGCUUAAUGUUGAGCAAUCGCAGAGCUGAAUAUUUUUAACACAAUGCUGAGAGAAAUCAUUGAGCAAAAGUGAAUGCCCAUUGGUGUACUUUUCUCCAGCAGAUUUAUUGCUUGAUGCAGUUCAUGCUAAAUGUUUGUGACAUGAAUUGGAUUAUAGUUGUUUAACCUGACCAAAUUAGUGCAAAGCUUUCCUGACCUUCCAAGGCUCAAACAUUAAACUUCCUGAAGUGACCAUUCUUGGUUUUCCUGCUCUCAUUAGUUGCUGAAUUUGCACAUGUUUUUGGCCCCUUCAUUGGUUAUAAAUUUUGAGUUUUUCAUGUAAAAUAUAUUUUGUACAACUAAUUUGAUUUGAUUUUCUUGUUUUGUUGGCUGGGGCUGUGUGCCCUGGGUGUUUAGAAAUUGCUUCACCAUUUCUGUGACCUUGCACACUAUCUAGCUCACUCAAUGAAUACAGCUUCUCACAAAGCAAUCAGGAAUGUUGUUGAGCUAUAUGUGGGUAUCCUCAUGGGCUUCGAGAGCAAAGAAUUCUCUGCUCUGAAAGCCCAACCUUUAAUGCUGCCAUCAGCUGAGCUAAAGCAGGCUGUAAUUAGUCAAGAAAUACUUCACUUCCUCCACCUACGAUCCCAGUGCAGAGCAUAAGUAUCUGGAACAAGACUGUGCUGGUUCAUCUGAGCAUCCAUGCUUUGUUCUUACAGUGAAUUAUUUCUUCCUGAUGUUUCUGCAUUAUUGCAGGCCCAGGUCUUGAAAUUGGGCUCUGUACCUACUGGCUGUGAUUUUAUCUUGACCAGGUUACAAUAUUGAUGAGUAGGAUGGUCCUUCCAUGCAAGCUACUGUCACCCAAGUACCUGUUUGGAGAAAUAAAGAUCACGUUUGUUGGAAACUUGGGGUCUCAAAUCCAGACGUGUAGCCAAUAUCAUGAGAGUAUUUCCAUGAAUGUGAUGGGGUCCCAUCCAGACCUAGUCAAAAUAAUAUGCCAGCUAUGCUCUUGCUACAUCAGUGAAUAAUUUCUGAGACCUUGUUGGAAGAUAAGCCUAAAUGAAUUCUCCAGACAAAAGGGAGACCUUCUUGUUUGCUACGUCUAGUGGCUGAAUCUUUCUGCCUGAAUCUCAGUAACAAUGUUUAAUUUUAAUCUUCCAGUUCCUCGGCUUUUCUGUGUAUCCCAGACUCCCGGUGGAUGCUCUUAUUUAUAGUCUCUUGCAUUUAUGAAUGAUGAGGUUUCUUAGGCCUGCUCAUAAGUUUGAUGGAGUUCAAGUGAAACCAGAAACCUGAAUCUGGAAACCAGCCUCAAUGCCCACAUUGGGAGAUAAAGUGCUAAAUUGCUGGGAACUGGUCUGAGUAGGUUUUCAGAAUUGGUGAUUCUAAGAAGCAAAUAAAUCAUCAUUGAUUGUUUUUAUAUUCCAUAGGACUAAAUGUAUAUCACAAGCUGGGAAAACAAGAAUUGGUUCCACCUAGUGAGGAGAGUUGCAAAGAAUUUUGUAAAUACUAUGCCUCAUAAUGUCAAAGCCCCAUUUGUAAGUGUAAACUGCUGUCUGCACUCUUGUUCUGUUUGAUUGUCCUAUCUGAAAUGUGGGGAUUAAGCCUUUGUUUUUGCAAACAAUAUUCAAAAAUGACUUGCAUUUCAGAGAUGCUUGGAAACCAUAAGAUACCUGUUAGAGGGGGAAGAACGAGUCCUUUUUAAGGCCAAAGUUAUUUGAGCUUUAACUGCCUCCUGUCUGGUGCAGUCUUUGGGUAUGAGGCAAGAAAAGCCCUUUUCAUGGCACUAAAGCUAAUGACUUUGCUAGACUUGGGCACUUGUCUUCCCAGUUGGAAGAAUCUGUAAACAUCACCAAGGGCAGUAUCUUAGAUUACACUCUGUUUCAAAGUGCAUGUCGCAAUUUGGAGCACCAGCUUAAUUUCUGAAACUUCUUUAACUCUUUACUUCAUUAAUGAGGUGUGAUGAUAUAGCAACUCUCUAUUGCACAAAGUCCUGUCUUGUUAUGCAACUAUUCCUGAAUUUUUGUUUUUAUUUCCUACAUUUUGCCAGCUUCCAGAGCUGUAUCUGGUUGAUAUGUGUUGAAUUCAUUUCACAAAUAUAGCAUUAAUUUUUUUCGACCAAAAACUAAACUGCACACUUAAUGGCAUUGCCUUUAUUAGUGUUACACUGCUGCUUUUCAUUGUUAAGUAUAAAUUUGUGUCUCUGACAUUGCAGUUUCUAUUUUUUAAAAUCCAAAAAUAGAAAUCACACAGCACUGACAAGUACACCUGCACGUACCUCUCAUAGUUUUUGAGUAGGCAUUUGUGUUUCAAGGCUCGCCCUGCAUUUGAUGUGCUGCAAUAUUUUCAGUAAAAUGUCUUUCAUUCUUCCAUAUGCUGAAUUGGCGUGUAAUUUGUUCUUGCCAGCAGUUUGAUUCCAAAGUAAAUGGCAGGCUCUGAUAUCUGUGUCUGAAGUUAAUUGUUUUCACAUACUCUUUUUAGUGUUCUGGUUAUAUUGCUGUUACUAAGCCUACCACAUUGCUUCAGGUAAAAUAGUACUCCAGUCCGUACACUUUUAAUGCUCCACUACACAGCUUUUGUGACGCUAUUCAUUUUUUGCAUUAUACUUCAUGGUUGCAUCUUAAAAUUUAAAACUGCUCAGCAAUUUUUCCCCAGUUCAAUUGAUCAUAGUCACCAAUGAUUUAUUGAAAUCCUACUGUGGCAAACAGUGCAGCUGUUAGCAUUUUGUACCCACUUCGUAUUAUUAACACUGAAAUUAUUAACACUGAACUAAAUCCCUCUAUUUUCAAACCUUGAAUAGAGUUUGACACAGUCAAAAUAAACAUUUUGCACAUUGAUCAGAGUUAUUGGCCUUUGUUAACAGCUGCAGCAAACAUGGCAGCAUUUCAGUACAGAAUGACUUUGGAUUCAUUACUGCAGUGUAGACUUUCAGGACUCCUAUAUAACUUAGGAGUAUCCUGCACAUUUUUACCUAAGCAUUACAGACUAGACUUCUGUCCUCACUAAUGCACCACGUGCACUCAUAUUUCUAAAAUGCUUGUUUCCAAGAGAUGAUUAAUGAAUGAAAGAAGCGAGGUAAUUUGCCUUGUACUCUUGUGGUCCUUAUUCUUAAUUUUUUUUUAUUCAUUCAUGGGAUGUGGGUGGCGCUGGCUAGGCCAGCAUUUAUUGUCCAUCCCUAAUUGCUCUUGAGAAGUGCAAUGCUGACAUACUUCAUUUUCCAUGUUUUGCACCAUUCUCUUACAGAAGUAAACUUUAUACUAGAUAAGUAAAUUGCAGUUUUUUUGUGUAACAUUUUCAUGAUGUAGUUCACUUUUUCUCUUUUACUGUGAGUACAUACAGUACAUAUGAAGUGUUCUCCCAUUUCCUUACAUGGGAUGUAUUAUUGUAUUGUUUGCUUAGGGGGUCAGUUGUUUGGCUGAAGAUUACCAAAGUCCACAAACCUUUUGAGAUGGAAUAAGUUGCGCUGUGACUUUCAUUUUUGGUUGGUUGGUGAUUUAAGUUACUUAAAAUUUUUCUUCAAUUUAUGAACUUCACUGCUCUUCAAAUGCUUUUGUAUUAUGUCACAUAGUACUUUUACCCACCUUGUCAAACUGGUCAGGUUUGGCUUUCAGUAUGAAAGUGACACUAGUUUUAGCAUUCUUGGAUCAGGAAGGAGAGAAGCCAACCACUGUUCAUGCUCUUGAUUGCUGCCCGGGCAUUCGAUUUGGAAUGGCAUUGUUGGGUAAGGACAGGAUCUGGCUCGGGUGGUCAUUGCUGAAACACUAAAUAUUUAAACUCUUAUAUGGAUGGAUGGAUGGCCAUCUGGUUCCAGUUUUGGAAGGCAGCUAAUGUUUGUGGAGCGGGAGUUGGGGCCUUCUGGAGGGGCAAGGACAAAAUUGGCGCAAAAAACGCCACCAAGCUUGAAUUUGCUUUUGAUUACUGACGUGAUUUUACUAAAAUUCCUGUUUUGAGUUGUAUUUUGUUUUUUGUUCUGCUUCAUUAAUUUGACACUUAACACCCCCAAAAAAACUGCAUGGUUCAUGAUUUUCAGCCGUAUUUGCACACAAUUAAAAAGGGGUCAAUGUGACUAAGAUAUGUUUAACUGACAAAUGACUGCUCCAUGUGACCUUGACAAGUGUACUUUUACACACCUCUGUGAUAACAUUUCUCCUUUGGCAGUACGCGACGAAUUAUGCAUCCCUUUUUAAUGCAUGUAAGCUAUUGUGCCAGAAGUGUUUUUUUGUUAAAAUAUUUUGUCAUGUGAGUAAGCAUUUCUUUAAGUUGAUGCUAUAACAUGAGAUUUAUUUCAUUGUACUCCAGUUAGCUGGAAUCUUGUACGUUAAAUUAUUUUCCCUGUGUAUAGUGUCAGUGAAUGUUUUGUGUAAAGCACUAGGAUGCUGGUCAAAAUUAUGCAAAGUUACACAAUAAAGAUCAGUUCCUCCUCCCA